CCAUAUUCCUUCCUCCUCCAUCUUUCUUAGCUCUCUUGAAUAGCAAGUAGGGAUAAAUCGAUCCGUGUUAUACCUACUACCGAAAACUUUCAAGAAAAAAAAGAAAACCCUAGAGCCACAACAUGUCAAUCGAAAAAGGGAAAGGCAUGGCUGAAGGAUCGUCAAGAUCUACGGCUUCCACGAAUGAUCAGCACCACCAGCAAAGGGCGCUACCGUUGAGUCGUUAUGAGUCGCAGAAAAGGAGAGAUUGGAAUACCUUUGGACAGUACUUAAGGAAUCAAAGGCCCCCCAUCGCAAUUUCACAGUUCAAUUCGAACCAUGUUCUUGAGUUCCUUCGCUACCUCGAUCAGUUCGGGAAGACUAAGGUUCACUUGCACGGCUGCAUCUAUUUCGGGCAGCCCGAGCCGCCGGGCCCUUGCACGUGUCCCCUGAGACAAGCUUGGGGAAGCCUCGAUGCACUCAUCGGAAGGCUGAGAGCUGCUUAUGAAGAGAACGGUGGGUUACCGGAAGUAAACCCGUUCGCUAGCGGCUCGAUCCGGAUUUAUCUUCGCGAAGUUAAGGACUCUCAAGCUAAGGCUCGAGGAAUCCCUUACAAGAAGAAGAGCAGGAGAAGAGGCGCAACCAAGGCCAAAACUGAUGGCUACAAUAACAUCCCUAUCAGUGAAUCUUGAAGAUCUAGCUACUACUUGAGUUUGGGGAAGGCGAAUCGAAGCAUUUUGAAGUGCCAAUUUCCUUUUAUGAUAGGAAAGCUCUACCGCAUCGAAAUCUAUCUGUUUGCUUUUUUCGGUCUGUUAACAUUUCUUCUUAAACAAGACCAUGUUC
This is a messenger RNA of Syzygium oleosum, 822 nucleotides long. Its product is annotated as protein LIGHT-DEPENDENT SHORT HYPOCOTYLS 7-like. Lineage: Eukaryota; Viridiplantae; Streptophyta; Magnoliopsida; Myrtales; Myrtaceae. Gene Ontology annotation, cellular component: nucleus. The coding region runs from base 123 to 671 and encodes 182 amino acids. Gene Ontology annotation, biological process: mRNA transcription; response to light stimulus. The record is from RefSeq and is a predicted model, not a curated record. The transcript is spliced from 2 exons.